UCGGAGAGGCUGAGCAACCUGCUGAAGGCGCACAGCCUUCCCGGCGGUCGGUCGGGGCGGUGGCGUGUGGAGGAGGCCGGGGUGGGCCGCGCCCCGCAGCCCCUAGCACUCGCUGCAGUUCUGGGGGUUUCGCCCCCCACCCCCGGACUUGAUCUUGUUCACAGAUGCAGCCUGGAACGUAGCAGGUGCUCAGUACCUACUGGCUGAAUGCAUUUCCGAAUGAACGAGCGACGGUGACGCCCGUCGGUGUGCCUGCCAUGCGCUGGCCACUCGGCUUGUCCCUGGCCUGGCCUCCUGUCAGGAAGCAAGUGGGGGAGUGGAGGAGCGAGAACGGUCCAGGGUGUCGGGAGAGUGGGGCCGGCCGCGCCGACUUGGCGGGAGGUUUUGGAGUCUGUCGUCACGCUCCCAGGGCUCCCAGUGUCGGCCCUGAUGGGUACUGGGUCCCUGCCCCGGAGAGCUCAGGUUCCAGCCACUGCCCCUUAGAGCACGACCCCCGAGGCCAGCUGCACUCUCUGUCUCCACUGCCCCUCCCAUCACCAUCUUCCUUCUCAAAGUGAAUGUCUUUAUUGAAGUAAUAAGACCUACAGAAAAGCACACAAAUUGUUAAGUCCACAGCCCAACCCAUUCCGCAAAGCGAACACUUGUGUGACUGCUGCGGAUCCGAACAUCACCAGCCCCUAGGGAGCCCCCCGCUGCACCCCCUUCCAGCCCCUUGUCCCCUCUCAUCCCCAAGGGCGACCGGAUCCUACCUUCUGUCAGUCAGAGUGGGGCGCUUUGGCCUGUGUUGAACUUGGCACGCGGAGUCCAGCACCAUGGUGCUUUCCUUGUGUCUUCUACUCACGGCUGUGAGUCACCUGGGCGUCCUUCCUCCCCAUCUCUCGAGGUGCUCCGCUGAAUGAAUAUACCAGAACUGACUUGUUCUACAAUUAAAGGGCAUUUGGGGGCCCCCGUAUCUUGGCCAUCACAAGCACAGGACUGGGGACAGUUUUGCUGGGACAAGUCUUCCUGUGCAUGUGUCUCUCUUCGCUUCCGUUGGGCACAUCCCAGGAGUGGAAUUGCCUCUGGCUACCUCUGGAAUUCAUUCCAGUCGGACUCUGGCCCCCGCCACUCCUGCAGAGGAGCUCUGCCAAGUCCCCGGUGGCCCUGCUCAGUGCUGGUCCAUCCUCAUCCGAAGCAACCUCUCUGCAGCAUUUGGCACAGCCGACCACUGACCUCUUGUGACUCUCUCCCACUUGGCUUCUAGGGCCCCCCUUUGACCUCUUCCUCUGUCACAGUGUCCCUUCUCGGACUCCUUUGCCGGAUCCUCCCCCUUUCCAGCGCUAGCCUUGGAGCCCUUUGGGGGAGGGCCAUGGCCUUGUGUCCUCCCCAUCCACACUCACUCCCCAGGGCUCCAGUUUCCCCCAGGCUUCACCACCCUUUACACAGGGAUGGUCCCCACGCUGACGUCUCCUGACACGUGUCCCUUGCUGCUGCACUUCAGCACUUGGUCAUGUAAAAGGCACUUCAGAUUUAACAAACAGAACCUAAAUUCUGAUCCCCCAGGCCUGCCCCUCCUACAGUACCUCCCCUCCCAUCUUAAUACACGAAACUCCUUCCUUCUCUUUAUUUUGCGGCUCACAAGCAAACCUUAUUGCACCAGCUUUCGAAAUACAUCCCAGGUCUGCCUGCUCAUGACCCCUCCGCUGACACCCGGGGCGCAGCCACCAGGUGCCCACCCUCCUCUCUCACCCUCGGCCCAGAGCUUCCAGGGACUGCCCACCUGCCCGAGGCCUGCCUCCUGAGGUCCUCACCCCUGCUCUUGCUCCCACCCUCUCAGCCAAACCCGCCUCUGACCACGACCCCGACAUGCUGGGGGCCCCUGUCACAGUGCCUUGGCACUUGCUCUUCCUUCUGAUACGCACAUGGCUCGCUGUCCUUCCUGCGGCUUCUGCUCAGAUGUCACCUCUCAGGAGGCCUUCUUGACCACUUCCUACUUGAUUGCUACGCAGUCUAUGUCUGUUUGGUUUACUGUCUGUUUUCCUGUUCUACACCCAGAGUGUAGGCUCUAUGAGGGUGAGACUUAUUCGUUCCUACUUCCCAGAGCCAGGGGCAGGGCCUGCACACGGCAGACUCCCCAAGGCACUAACAGGCUUACCCUGCAAGUGUACCUUCGGAAGGUUUUCUGGCCACGUUUGUGGCCCCACAUUGCCUACUGAGAAUGCUGUAAACAGGCAUGACAGAAGCUUCCAGAAAUUGGAUGUGGUUUAACAGAGCGAGGUCACUGAAUUUUCCAAGGUGUCCAGUAAAAUGCCAUGUGGUGUUUUCAAAAUUCCACACAACUCUGCCGUGCCAACGUGAGCCUCGCAAAUUCCUUCAUGUCUCCCUUGCCUCCUAGGUUCCCGUUCAGCCGCCCAGAGCUGCUGAAGGAAUGGGUGCUGAACAUCGGCCGGGGCAACUUCAAGCCCAAGCAGCACACGGUCAUCUGCUCCGAGCACUUCCGACCCGAGUGCUUCAGCGCCUUUGGAAACCGCAAAAACCUGAAGCAGAAUGCCGUGCCCACGGUGUUCGCCUUUCAGGAUGCCGCGCAGCUGGUGAGGCAGAACGCGGACCCGGCCGGCGGGGGUGCACACGUGGACUCUCGCAAGGAGGAGGUCGUGCCUGAGGCGGGGCCGGCAGCGUGCGGCCCGGGGAGAAGGACCGCUGGUGCCCUCGAAGCGCUGCCCCCGAGCGCUGGCGGCGCCACGGAACAGGGCUUGCCGCAGAGACCGCAGGGAACCCCGGCCCCCGGUCAGCCGGCCAGCCCCACACAGCCGUCCGACCACAGCUACGCCCUUCUGGACCUAGAUGCCCUAAAAACAAAACUCUUCCUGACCCUGAAGGAAAAUGAAAAGCUCCGGAAGCGCCUGAAGGCCCAGAGGCUGGUGAUGCAGAGGAUGUCCGGCCGCCUCCGCGCCCACAGAGCGGGGCAGCCGCGACCGCAGAGCCGAGCUGGGCGGCCAGGCUUCCCUGUCAGCGCCUCUGGGGCUCGGGCCGUGGCCCCUGAAGCGACAGUGAGGCAGGCCAGGCCCACCACCAGCCACCUCAGGGGAGGUGUAGCCGCAUCGGCCCGGGACAGGAGCGGGACCGUGGGCAGGACAGACUCGGUCCUCCCGGAGGGGACGGGGCCCAACUGUCCUUCCAACGAAAGCUGGGCGGGGGUCUUCAGCACCACAGCGUGAGGAGGCGUCCUGAGCCGAUGGGGGUGGAGUGCGUUUCCCCGAGGGGCGGCGGGGCCCAGGGAAGGACACAAGAGGGGGUGACGGCGCAGUGGCUGAGACUGGCCUCUGUUCUGAGGCGGGCCUCCCCGGGGCCUGGGGUGAGUGAUGGACAGAAUAAAGUGUCUUCCUACGCUGCA
This is a messenger RNA of Leptonychotes weddellii (Weddell seal), 3373 nucleotides long. Lineage: Eukaryota; Metazoa; Chordata; Mammalia; Carnivora; Phocidae. The record is from RefSeq and is a predicted model, not a curated record.